Antechinus flavipes (yellow-footed antechinus) is the source of this 3623-nucleotide messenger RNA. RefSeq names its product tubulin delta 1 (gene TUBD1). Gene Ontology annotation, molecular function: GTP binding; structural constituent of cytoskeleton. The record is from RefSeq and is a predicted model, not a curated record. The transcript is spliced from 10 exons. Gene Ontology annotation, biological process: mitotic cell cycle; microtubule cytoskeleton organization. Lineage: Eukaryota; Metazoa; Chordata; Mammalia; Dasyuromorphia; Dasyuridae. Bases 852 to 2213 code for a protein of 453 amino acids. Gene Ontology annotation, cellular component: microtubule; cytoplasm.
UGGGUAGGCCCGAGGUGAAAGAGUCUUCCUUUCUCAUUCGCCAAACCCUGUGGCCUUAGCCUAAAUGGUCUCUCUGAGAGUUAUAGGGACCUAUGGUCCCCGCCCUCCUGAAAACGCCUUUUGCCUUUCUCUCUCUGGUCUUUAAACUCCUCCGCCGUGACGCGGAGCCCCUGCGACCCUUCCCCUCGGAGAUGUUCGCCGCGUGCACAGAAGCGAGGCUGGCUUUUCACGAUUGUAUUAACGUAGUCCGAGAUAGUAGACUAGGAACUGGAAGGGGCUUUGGGGCGACAAGGUCAACCACACGAUUUCACCGGUGAGGAACCGAGCCCCAACCGAGCGUGCGACUUGUUCAGAUCCCUCUCGGGUCAGGAGAGCGGGGUUUGGAAGUCUCGGGACUCCAAAUCCUGCCUUCUUAGGACUAUGCAGAUUAUCAUGCCUGUGGGAUGCCCAGCCGAAUCCUCUGAUAACGUUAAUGAACCUGAGUCCCCAUCGCCCACAUCCCCCGGAGAGCCCUAGAGACUGUGGCUGGCCAACCAGCCCGCCACCUUUUUUGCUUUUGUUUUUUUCUUUUUCUGGCCAAGUCCACGUGUAUUUAUUAAGGCAUUAUGCUAAACUCUGGGGACACAAAGAAAGGCAAGACCCUUGUUUCAAGGAAUUCACGUUCUAAUGCAUGAUUAACUGCCAAUGUAUUUAUUUCAAUUAUGGAAGGAAGAGGAGAAACAGCAUGGUGUUGAGGUUAGAGAUCCAACUUGGCAAUCAAGAAGACUUGGAUUGAAAUCCCUUAUCUGAUUGACUCUUCCUUGUGAACCUGGAUAUGCCAUUAAACUGUCCCUGGAAAAAGCUUGGUUACUAUGUCAAUAGUCACAAUUCAACUUGGUCAGUGUGGCAAUCAGAUUGGUUAUGAAGUAUUUGAUACUUUAUGUAGAGACUUAAAUAGUACCCAAGGAUUCUGCUCUAAAAAGGAGAAUGAAUUAUAUCAGAUGUCUUGCAAAGAACAUUUUUUUAAUGAGGAAAAGAAAGGAGUUCCAGUUGCCAGAGCAUUACUUAUUGACAUGGAACCCAAAGUGAUCAGUCAAACAUUAUUAAAGGCUGCUCAUUCUGGCAGAUGGAAGUAUGGUCAACACUCACAUUUCUGUCAAAAACAAGGUUCUGGAAAUAAUUGGGCAUAUGGUUAUAGUGUUCAUGGGCCCAAGCAUAAGGAAUCUAUCAUGAAUCUAAUUCAGAAGGAAGUAGAGAAAUAUGAUUCUCUAAGUGGAUUUUCAACUGUAAUGAGUAUGGCGGGAGGUACAGGAUCUGGUUUAGGAGCCUUCCUCACACAGAAUUUAAGAGAUGCUUAUCCAAAUUCUUUCAUAAUAAAUCAGAUCAUAUGGCCUUAUGGAACUGGAGAGGUUAUUGUCCAGAACUACAACUCAGUUUUGACUCUUUCUCAUCUGUAUCGAUCUUCAGAUGCACUUCUUGUUCAUGAAAAUGAUGUGGUACAUAAGAUAUGUGCUAAACUGAUGAAUAUCAAACAGAUCUCCUUCAGAGAUAUAAAUCAAGUGAUUGCUCAUCAAUUGGGAAGUAUAUUCCAACCUACCUACUCUUCAGAAGGCUCAUUUCAGUAUCGAAGAAAUCUACUAGGAGACUUGAUGACAAGCUUGGUUCCACACCCUGAAUUCAAGAUGCUGGGUCUCCGUAAUAUUCCUCAAAUGUCUGAAAACUUGUUGGCAUACACUACCUUUGCUUGGGCUGGGUUGCUCAAGCAUUUAAGACAGAUGCUUAUUUCACAUGCUAAAAUGGAAGAAGGUAUUAAUUGGCAGGUCCAACCACCUUUGUCGGGAAUUCCUGCCCUUGAGAACGGACCUUCCAAUAAGGAUCCCCAUUUUAACACUUCUGUAGCCAAUUUGGUCAUCCUACGUGGUAAAGAUGUGCACGAUGCAGACCUGGGGGGUUUUAAAGAUCCAGCCUUAUACUCGUCCUGGCUCCAGCCUAGUGAUGCCUUCAGUGAAUGGAGAACACAGCGAGCCUUUAACAAAUAUGAGAAAUCAGCUGCUUUGGUCAGCAAUAGUCAAUUUUUACUAAAACCUCUUGAUACCAUCAUAGGCAAAGCUUGGAACAUGUUUGCUUCAAAAGCUUAUGUUCACCAGUAUACGAAGUUUGGAAUUGAAGAAGAGGACUUUUUAGACAGCUUCACAGUAUUGGAACAAGUUCUUGCCAAUUACUGUAACCUUUGAUCUUGUAAUAAACGGACCUUCAAUGGAAGAAAGUAUCUUUGAAAAGUUAUGGAUUGAAGUCUUUAUAAAUCAUAUUUCAAAAUCCUAACUUACUGAAACAUCAAAUUAGAAUUCAGAUUGUAUUCUGUAUAUAAGGGAAAGUAGGAGAUUUUUUACCAAAAAAAAAUUUUUUUUCAGUGAAAACAUUUUUGAUGAAUUACUUAUUACUUUGAAAGGAAAAUGGAUGCUUUUAUAAAAUAAUCUGAAGAAUUGUCACAAUGGAUGCUAUUACAAAUAGUACAUUGGUUCUAAGAAUUAUUAGUAAAAAUAUAUUCUGCCUUUGCUAACAAUUAAAGUAAUUUCUUUCAAGUACCAGCUUGUUCUGGAACUUUUACUAUUUAAUCAAAAACAAUUAUGAAAGCUGCACUUGCCUAAUGACAAUGCUGGAUAUUUAAUUAUGCUUAAAUUGGAAUUCUAGAAUAGAGGUAAUCAUCAGUUAAUGAAUACUGUAUGCCACCGGAGGGCACUGUUGUCAAAGGCCUUAGUAGAAUGUGGGCUUGCCUAAAUUUUUCACUCAAUUGGAUCAGAUUAAACUUCUGUUUCAAAAUAAGGUUUAGAAUUAUGACAAUUAACCUAAAAUACCAAAAGGGAAUAGGUGACUGCUUACUUUAUUUUCACAGGGCUUCAUUUUUUCUUAAAAACUUACUAGUUAUCGAAGAAUAACUUUCAAUUUUCAUUAUAAACUCCCCCUUUGAUAACCAUUUUAAGAGUAUUUAAGAUGGGGAGAAGGUACAAUUUUAAUCUAGUCAGUGCUCCAAAAUUUAUAUUGACAUAUUAGAAUGAAAUACUGUCUAUAUCACACACACACACACACACACACACCCUCAUAUAAAACCUUAUUUCUCUUUCAAAGAGACAUCAUUUUAGAGGAGUGGCCCAUAUUUUUACAAAUAUACAAAGUAGAUGCUUCAGUCAAAUGUCAGGUUGCAAUAGAAGGAAACAAACUUUUCAUUUAAUUAGAAGUUGGGACUGUCUUUUUUUCCCUUCUCUACCAAAGUGUCAAUAAAGUAAGAAUUUGUCAUUUAAUUGGGGAAAAUGUUGAGCAAGGAAGGUUAAAAAAAAAAAAAAAACAACAGUAUUAAAUAAUUGAAAAAGAUAAAAACAAGCUUUGAAAACUAACAACUCUCUUGGAAGGGGAAUGACAUCUAAAAAGCAUAUCAUAUUUGAUACAUUGAGAAAUGUACAGUGAAACCCACAUAGGAAAAUUCACCCUUUCUGCCAAAUCUACCAGUAGCCACUUUUUAUUUGACUAAAUGACAGUAUACUGUUUGACUAGUUUCUUCCUUUUCUUUCCAUAUGGAAACAAUUACCUUUUUUUGCUGUUUUUCUUAUCAACUGUUGCUAUGAUUAAAAAUAUUGAACUAUAUCUUA